UGAGAUGUCUUUCUGACAGCAGUCUGCUCACAUUGACUUGCUACACUGCUAGCACUCUAAUACACUAUAUUCAACAAUGACUUCCUACACAGACAAAGGAGAAAAGCAUGAACAAGGACGAUUUCUAAACUUUCAUUCUGUAACACUGUGGGUCAGUAAUGCAAAACAGGCUGCCUCAUUUUAUUGCAAUAAAAUGGGAUUUGAACCCUGGGCAUACAAAGGUCUGGAGACGGGUUCUCGUGAAUUGGUAUCUCAUGUUGUAAAGCAAGACAAGAUAAUUUUUGUUUUCGUAUCUGCUCUUACACCGGGUAACAAAGAAUUUGGAGCUCACUUAGAGAAACAUGGUGAUGGUGUCAAAGAUGUAACUUUUGAAGUAGUGGACUGUGACUUCCUUGUUCAGAAAGCAAGGGAAAGAGGAGCAGUGAUUGUAAAGGAGCCUUGGAUUGAAGAAGACAAAAAUGGAAAAGUGAAAUUUGCGAUCGUUCAAACGUAUGGUGACACAACACAUACUUUAGUGGAAAAACUGGAUUAUACUGGCUUUUUUCUGCCUGGCUUUGAACCUCCCCUGUUUCGAGAUCCACUUCUACCAAAACUACCAUGUUGCAAAUUGAAUUUCAUAGACCAUAUUGUGGGCAAUCAACCAGAUGGUGAAAUGGUUCCAGUCUGUGACUGGUACCAGAAAUCCCUUUUAUUUCAUCGGUUCUGGUCUGUGGAUGACAAGCAGCUUCACACAGAAUUCAGUGCCCUCCGCUCUAUUGUGGUUGCCAAUUAUGAAGAGACUAUCAGAAUGCCAAUAAAUGAGCCUGCAUCAGGGAAAAGAAAGUCCCAAAUUCAGGAAUACGUUGAAUACUAUGGUGGACCAGGAGUUCAACACAUUGCUCUAAAUACUUCUAACAUUAUUGAAGCGAUUAUCAAUUUAAAAGAACGAGGUAUGGAGUUCAUGUCGGUCCCCUCCACUUACUACCAGACACUAAGAGAAAACCUCAAAACAGCCAGCAUCCAAGUGACAGAAAACAUUGACAAGCUGGAGGAGCUAAAGAUUUUGGUAGAUUAUGAUGAGAAGGGAUAUUUGCUCCAGAUUUUCACAAAACCAGUUCAGGACAGACCAACUUUGUUUCUAGAAGUCAUCCAGAGACAUAAUCACCAGGGCUUCGGAGCUGGGAAUUUUAAAUCACUGUUUCAAGCGAUUGAAAACGAUCAAGCUGCCCGAGGCAACCUCACUAUUUUGACACCAAAUGGAGACUUGGAAGUUCUCUAGAUAUGGAUGGCAAUUCAGAUACGAAUUUGAGAUUUACCAUUGGAGUCCUUACAUAGCCUUUUAAUUAGAUUUAACUGUUUAAUUACUCCUAAAUUCAUGCAAACACUUCUGUAAAUACCAGAGUGCCCUGUGAUUGUACACUGUACACCAUGGCAUUCAGAUUGUAAUAUUCAUUAAAAUAAAGAAUAUAAAUAUAAGAAAUAUACUUAUUUUAGCAACAGAACAUUGUCCUAGGACAUUAGUUACUACAAUAACAUUUCUUUAAUUGGGUGUUUAGUAUAUCUUUUAGAUAUACAUGCUCUACAGCACAACCUGGUAGAUUCAUUUUACAAUAAAAUAUGUUGUUGUUUUUUUGUCAGAUUGUGAAGCAUACUAAUUCUUUAGUUGACGCAUCACAGACAGAUUUCUUCCAGUAAGGCAGCAGUGCAUUGAGACCGAAAUAUGCUAUAAGUCAGAAUUAUGGUCUUGGCAGCAUUAUAGGAUAAUAUAUAAAAUGAAGCAACGCCAGUAACACAUUCAUAUUAUAAACUAUUGCUAAUGCAUGCAGAAAACCUUAAAUACUGUCCAUUACUAAAUUUAGUUAGACUGUAUAACGUUUCAUCAGAUUUUGUAAAAAAAAAUAUACCGGUAUAUAUAAAUCACUGAAUGGAAAGCAGAGCAUCAACAAAAGUGCUGCUUUUAUGUACGUGUAUACAGUGCCUUUUAAAAAUAACUAUGCCUAAACGUAAAUACGUAAAUUCUUUCAGUGCUUAUUCAAAAAGAGCCUCUUUAUUCCGGUGGUAAAAAAAAAAAAAAAAAGAGACCACAUAGCAAUAUAUACAGGAAUACUACAGGGGACAAGAUAUGCAGAGGCAUGACAACGGUUACUUAAAGGACGACUGUCACUUGAAUUUUUUUUUAAAUAUAAUCCUUUCUUUAAGUUUUGA
Messenger RNA from Pelobates fuscus (common spadefoot toad), 2184 nucleotides. It is a transcript of the gene HPD, whose product is annotated as 4-hydroxyphenylpyruvate dioxygenase. Lineage: Eukaryota; Metazoa; Chordata; Amphibia; Anura; Pelobatidae. The coding region runs from base 77 to 1258 and encodes 393 amino acids. Gene Ontology annotation, biological process: L-tyrosine catabolic process. The record is from RefSeq and is a predicted model, not a curated record. Gene Ontology annotation, cellular component: endoplasmic reticulum membrane; Golgi membrane. The transcript is spliced from 14 exons. Gene Ontology annotation, molecular function: 4-hydroxyphenylpyruvate dioxygenase activity.